AUGUCGGCCCCUCCUAAAAGGUCCUCCUCUGCCAGAGCAGGCGGCGACAAAGACAAAUCCAAAGUCCACAAGCUCUCCCUCAAAGGCUCCGCCAAAUUAGUCGCCGAAUUUUUCCAAUAUUCCAUCCAUACUAUCCUCUUUCAACGCGGCGUCUAUCCUGCCGAAGACUUCUCCGCUGUCAAAAAAUACGGCCUCAACAUGCUCGUGUCCUCGGACGAUCAGGUCCGGUCCUACAUCAGGAAGAUCAUGUCCCAACUCGACAAGUGGAUGCUCGGCGGCAAGAUCUCCAAGCUCGUUAUUGUCAUCACGGACAAAGACACCGGUGAACAUGUGGAGCGGUGGCAGUUUGAUGUACAAAUCUUCAAGAAGGCGUCCUCAUCAUCCAAGUCAAAAACAUCAACACCGAUCGGGGACGAAAACACAGGGGAGGAGAGGCCAACAGCGACCGAGAAGGAAAAGGACAAGACCGAAGCCGAGAUCCAACAGGAGAUUGCGGCGAUUUUUCGACAGAUCACUGCGAGCGUCACGUUCCUGCCGCAGCUGAGCGGGAAUUGCACCUUCAACGUGCUGGUGUAUGCUGAUGCUGACAGCGAGGUGCCCGUCGAGUGGGGAGACAGCGAUGCCAAGGAGAUCAAGGACGCGGAAAAGGUACAGCUGAGAGGGUUCAGCACGGCAAACCACAAGGUCGAGACGCUGGUCUCGUAUCGGUUGGUGGAGUGA
Molecule: messenger RNA, 720 nt
Organism: Podospora anserina S mat+
Lineage: Eukaryota; Fungi; Ascomycota; Sordariomycetes; Sordariales; Podosporaceae
Exons: 2
Coding region: 1-720 (239 amino acids)
Biological process (GO): mitotic spindle assembly checkpoint signaling
Cellular component (GO): nucleoplasm; cytoplasm; kinetochore
Source: RefSeq, a predicted model, not a curated record